Messenger RNA from Miscanthus lutarioriparius, 1458 nucleotides. The record is from the annotation of a GenBank genome assembly. NCBI's taxonomy places the organism in Eukaryota, Viridiplantae, Streptophyta, Magnoliopsida, Poales, Poaceae.
AUGGCGUUCCCAUUGUUGCUACAGCUACUCAUCAUCUCCACACUUGUAUCGUUGUAUGUUAGGUUGUGGAGAUCAAGGAAUGGCCCGUUGCGCCCCAUGGACUGGCCGGUAGUUGGCGUUCUCCCGGCCCUCAUUUCUAGGCUCCACAACCUACACGACGAACUCACAGUCAUCCUUGCCGCCUCUGGUUGCAACCUGAAGGCACAAGGGCCACUAGGAAGUGGCAUGCGGUUCUUCCUCACCGCUGACCCGGCAAAUGUCCGGCACAUCUUCACCUCCAACCAUGCGAACUACCCCAAGGGCGAGGAGAUCGCCGAGAUCUUCGACAUCGUGAGCGGCAGCAUCCUCACCGUCGACGGCGAGGCCUGCCGCCAGCAGCGAGGGAUGUUCCAGAGCGUCCUGAGCAACCCACGGGUACUUGAGCUGAUGUCCCGUUGCUGCCGCGACAAGGUGGUGAACGGUCUGCUCCCGUUCUUAACCCGCAUGGAGAGUACCGGGACCCCGUUCGACAUGCAGGACCUGAUGACGAGGCUCAUAUUCGACCUCACUGCCACUCCGAUCUUCGGAGUAGAUCCUGGUUGCCUUUCUACCGACAUGCCGUCGAUGCAUGUCGCGGCCGCCAUGGACACGGUCAUGGAGGUUGGUCUUUUGCGGCACACUGUGCCAGCCUCCUGCUGGAAGAUGAUGAGAAAGCUGAACCUUGGCCCGGAGAGGAAGCUGGCCGUGGCACACACACUGUUGCAUGGGUUCAUCACGGAGAUGAUGGAGAAGACGAAAGCCAGGUACUCCGAUCGUGACGAGCUGGCCGCCGUGGACAUUGUUUCUGGUGAUCCGGAGUACAGCAGCGACAAGGCCCUGUUGAGUAGGAUACUCAUCAACUAUAUGAUCGCAGGCCGGGACACUGUUGGCACAACACUGCCGUGGGUUUUCUACAACCUCGCCAAGAAUCCCCGCGUCGUCUCCGGCAUCCGCGAGGAACUGGCUCACAUCGCAUCUCUCAAGGCCUCCGCUGCCGCAAGCAACGACAUGGCAGCCUUGUUCGAGUCCCUCAGGCUGUACCCACCAGGCCCGUUCGAGCGCAAGGUGGUGGUUGCCGAUGAUGUUGUCCCAAGCGGCCACAGGUUGUGCUCCGGCGAAACCAUCCUGAUCUCCAUCUAUUCCAUGGGCAGAAUGGAAGCCCUGUGGGGCAAGGAUUGCCAUGAGUACAGGCCUGAGAGGUGGCUCUCUGAAGAUGGCGGUAAGCUGCGGUAUGUGCCAUCUCACAAAUUCAUGGCUUUUAACUCAGGGCCGAGGAUGUGCCUUGGCAAGGACAUAGCAAUCACGCAGAUGAAGGCAAUUGUUGCCGCGGUCAUAUGGAACUUCUAUUUGGAGCUGUUGGAAGGGCAGAGCAUCCAGCCCAAGCUGUCGUGUAUUCUACAAAUAAAGAACGGGCUCAAGAUGAAGGUUAAGAAGAGGUAG